GGCGCCAUUUGGAGUACCUAGUGUGUCAGCGGUGGCUGCCCCCUUCCCCUGGUCCUGAUGGCGAGAUUAGCAUCAAUAGAUUAUUGAUGACUAGUCAACAUUCUCUCAAAGGUAUCAGUUUGCAAAGUAUUGGGCGAUGUGUGGUACCGUGGGAUCUCAUCAUGGAGUGUAUCGCACGCUUCCGUCCACCGAAACUGGAGAAGCUCUACCUGACGAUGGUGAUGGACGAGCGUAAUGGGACGAUGGUCGCACCGGAGCAUACUGCACAAUGGUGUGCCGCUUUGCGUUGUCAUUAUCCUAGCAUACCCUACUUUCGUCGAACCACGUAUACGGUUAUCAUGGACGAUCUCAAGAGAGGAAGGGGGCUAGAGUCUCUGGGCUUCCAGCAUACAGUGAAUUCACCUAGGGAGCUCUUUGAGGAGGAGCAGGCACUUUGUGUCAAGCCCUUCGACGAUGUGCACCAACGCUCGACUUUGGAUGAGGAUGAGAGGUUCUUGUCUCUGUGGGACCAACUACCAGUAGAGUAUCAAGGACAGUAUUGGAAUAUAUACAAUACGCUAUUUGGUGUAUUCGGACGGGGUUCUCGUACGGGGGCGGGGGCGGUCACCCCGACUCCUCCCCGACCAACCCUCAGCAGGAGGCUUAGACCCCCGAGUCCGCAGCCGAGGGCGGUGUCACUCGAUCCGUAUGGACGAGUUGGGACUGGUAGAUCUCCGCAAAGUGUGGUAUCUAGGGCUACUGAUGAGUAUACUGAUGACGAUGGGAAUAGUGUAGAGAGCGAGGCGGGCAGUCUGGAUAUACUCACCAUGGAUGAGUUGCUCAAGGAGGAUCUCAGCGUCCUUCCUAUAGAUAACCACCAAGCUUUGUCAUCUGCUUCUAUCAUUGCCCAGUCUGGAGGUUGAAGUGAAUGGCUCGUAUCGGGUUAAUGACUGCUAUCGUCUACUUACUAUGUAGCAUGCAAAAGAU
Molecule: messenger RNA, 966 nt
Organism: Perkinsus marinus ATCC 50983
Lineage: Eukaryota; Perkinsozoa; Perkinsida; Perkinsidae
Exons: 2
Coding region: 87-902 (271 amino acids)
Source: RefSeq, a predicted model, not a curated record